AUGGAUUUACAACUUGUAGGAGAAAAGAGAAUUUUGCAGCUGAAUGAAUUCAAAGAGAUGCGCUUAUUCUCUUAUGAAAAUGCAAAACUUUACAAGGAGAAAACAAAAAGAUGGCAUGACAAGCACAUUCAACCAAGAGUGUUUGAAGAGGGUCAGCGCGUCUUGCUUUUUAACUCGUGCUUAAAGCUAUUUCCUGGCAAGCUCAAGUCAAGGUGGUCUGGGCCAUUUACUAUUACUAAGGUCUAUCCUUACGGGGCUGUGGAGCUGAGAGGAAAUGAAGGAGGUAAAAUCAAGGUCAACGGGCAGAGGUUGAACACUAUUGGGGUGGUGAGGUUGAGCGAAACAAGACCUCACCUACCUUAA
This is a messenger RNA of Humulus lupulus (European hop), 363 nucleotides long. RefSeq lists its product as uncharacterized. Lineage: Eukaryota; Viridiplantae; Streptophyta; Magnoliopsida; Rosales; Cannabaceae. The record is from RefSeq and is a predicted model, not a curated record. Bases 1 to 363 code for a protein of 120 amino acids. The transcript has a single exon.